AUGAGUGUCCCUCUACCUCCAAAAUGGGUCAUCGACCUGAAUUCGCCUCCGCCCGCAAAGCCUAGAUCCGCAGGAAUCCCAGACCCCCCGGGAUUUACAGCAGCAGCAGGAACCAAGAAACAGCAGUCCUCUGUCACCAAAGCCGCCGUCCGGGCGCCCCCAACGACCGAGGAGAUGGACACGCUGAAGCUCAAGAAGGCGUGGGAGGUGGCUCUGGCGCCCGUCAAGCAGCUGCCCAUGACGGCCAUCAUGAUGUACAUGUCGGGCAACUCGCUGCAGAUCUUUAGCAUCAUGAUGGUGGUGAUGGCGUUCAAGACGCCGUUCAUGGGCCUGCUGGCUACAAAUCAGGCCUUUGAGCGCUUCGAGAGCGAGGGCACCAAGGGCCAGCUGCUGAUGGUGAAGGCGGUGUAUGUGGCGAUGCAGAUCCUGGCGCUGGCUUUGGGGGUGUGGAAGGUGAAUGGGAUGGGCUUGUUACCGACGACGAGGUCAGAUUGGUUGGCUUGGGAGACGAUGAGGGUCCCUACGGAGACAGCCAUUCCGGCUUUCUGA
Messenger RNA from Drepanopeziza brunnea f. sp. 'multigermtubi' MB_m1, 549 nucleotides. RefSeq lists its product as uncharacterized. The record is from RefSeq and is a predicted model, not a curated record. Gene Ontology annotation, biological process: protein folding in endoplasmic reticulum. Lineage: Eukaryota; Fungi; Ascomycota; Leotiomycetes; Helotiales; Drepanopezizaceae. Gene Ontology annotation, cellular component: EMC complex.